UGUAUGUAUUCCAAGUUCCAAUUCCAAAUUCCAAGUUCGAUUUAAAUUGAUCGCUGCCCGGACCUAUUAAAAACAGCUGAUCGCUGAUCCUGAUCAAUUUUAUUUUUCACUUUUCUGAACAUAAUUAUGGUGAAUUUAUCGUUGUCGAUUUAAACAGAAAAGAAGAAAUAAUAAUGAAGACUUCGCAUUUUCUUAUUUUAUCUAAGAAAAUAAAAUUGACCUUAUUGUCGAUAACAAAUAUGAGUAAUUGUGGCGAGACAAUUACAUGUGCAAUUCACUCAAGAAAUCAAGAAAAUUACAAGUUUAUUAACAAUCAGAAAUUCUUGCGUGUAUAAAUGCGCUAUAACAUUCUUCAGAUUUUGGAAAGAUUUCGAGGAAAAUGAAAUAAAUGACACGUGUUAUUAUCUUACAUGAGUCAUGUUGGUGAUUAGACGCGAAGAUGAACACUGUGAAGCAUAAAAUAUGCAUGGUCUCCGACUUCUUUUAUCCCAACAUGGGUGGGGUGGAGGAGCACAUUUUUAAUCUAUCCCAAUGUUUAUUGGGUCAGGGUCAUAAAGUUGUGGUGCUCACUCAUUCGUACAGAGACAGAGUUGGAAUACGUUACAUGACCAAUGGUCUGAAAGUAUACUACAUACCGGUAAAGGUCUUCUAUAAUCAGUGCGUUCUUCCAACUAUGAUCUGUUCCAUUCCUCUUAUCAGAUAUAUUUUCAUAAGAGAGGAAAUUCAAAUAGUGCACAGCCAUUCGGCGUUCUCUGCGCUUGCUCACGAAGGAAUGCUAAUAGGUCGAUUGAUGGGAUUGAAAACAAUUUUUACAGAUCAUUCACUUUUUGGUUUUGCUGACGCCUCCGCGAUCUUGACAAAUAAAUUUUUAGAGAUAUCAUUGGCCGAUUGUGAUCACUGUAUAUGUGUGUCGCAUACAGGUAAAGAGAAUACAGUAUUAAGAGCCAAAGUUCCAAAAGAGAAAAUCUUUGUUAUACCCAAUGCGGUGGACACCACAUUAUUUAUGCCGGAUGUUAGUAAACGGGACAAUAAUUUUAUUACGAUAGUCAUAGUGUCGCGACUAGUGUAUCGCAAAGGCGUCGAUUUAUUAGCUCGCAUUAUACCCGAUAUUUGUAGUCGGCACGAGAAUGUGCAGUUUUUGAUCGCUGGAGAUGGUCCAAAAAGAUGGCUGAUCGAGGAGGUACGAGAAAGAAACUUGUUGCAGCACAGAGUGACGUUGUUGGGCAGCUUGGAGCAUUCUGAGAUCAAGCAUGUGCUGAACAAAGGCCAUAUCUUUCUGAACACUAGUCUUACCGAAGCAUACUGUAUGGCAAUCGUCGAGGCUGCUUCCUGCGGGUUGCAAGUGGUCUCGACGAAAGUAGGUGGCAUACCCGAAGUAUUACCUCCUGAUUUAAUUUAUUUAGUGGAACCCACUGUGCCUGCCCUUGUCGAAGGGCUGGAGACUGCCAUAACAGAUUAUAGAGAAAAUAAUACCAGAUGCCUUUACGAAGCCAAUAGAAGAAUAAGUCUGUUUUACAACUGGUUUAAUAUAACCAGAAGAACUGAGAUAGUAUACAAUUUAGCGAGACAAGAACGAAGAAAGACUUUAGGCGAACAAUUGGCAAACUAUGUUCGCAGUGGAGUAUUAGCAUAUCUGUUGGUUGUGUCGUUAUGCUAUAUUAUUAUACAAAUUUUCGAAUUUCUUGUACCAAGAAAAUACAUCGAUAUCGCGAAGGAUUACACAGACAUGAACGUUAUAAAUGUUCACGGGGAUGGAGAAGAAGAAUAACGAUCAUUUCCUGUAAAUCGGAAGCCAGUUUCCAUGUUCCCCUUAAACCAAGACAUUCCAAUAAUUAGACUACUAGUAUAAAUCUUGAUACUUUCUCUUAUAUCUUUUAUGUACGUAUUGAAAACCAAAAAGCACAGUGUCUAAAGUACAAAUACAAUUGUUAGCGAAAAUCGAGUCGAUAAAAAGCAAA
Molecule: messenger RNA, 1958 nt
Organism: Megalopta genalis
Lineage: Eukaryota; Metazoa; Arthropoda; Insecta; Hymenoptera; Halictidae
Gene: PIG-A
Product: phosphatidylinositol glycan anchor biosynthesis class A
Biological process (GO): GPI anchor biosynthetic process
Cellular component (GO): glycosylphosphatidylinositol-N-acetylglucosaminyltransferase (GPI-GnT) complex
Molecular function (GO): phosphatidylinositol N-acetylglucosaminyltransferase activity
Source: RefSeq, a predicted model, not a curated record